This is a messenger RNA of Ichthyophthirius multifiliis, 828 nucleotides long. RefSeq names its product patatin-like phospholipase family protein, putative. The transcript has 3 exons. The record is from RefSeq and is a predicted model, not a curated record. Lineage: Eukaryota; Ciliophora; Oligohymenophorea; Hymenostomatida. Gene Ontology annotation, biological process: lipid metabolic process.
AUGUAAGUAUAUAAAAAUUUUAUAAGAGAUAAUAUAGGAGAUAUUACAUUUUAACAAGCUUAUGAUUUAACUGGAUUUGUUUUAAAUAUAACAGUAACUGGCUCUGGUUAAUACAUAUAAGACCGUGUAUUGAAUUAUUUAACAUCACCUAAUGUUGUAAUUUGGUCUGCAGUAUGCUGUUCUUGUAGUUUACCUGGUGUUUUUCCUCCAUAAGAUUUAUUAUGUAAAGAAAGUGAUGGUAGUUUAGUAAAAUAUGUAGAAUAUGCUUAAUUUAUUGAUGGUUCUAUUGCCUUCGAUGUCCCACAUAUUAAAUUAUAGGAAAUGUUUAAUGUAAAUACUUUUAUUGUCAGUUAAGUUAAUCCUUAUGUUAUUCCUUUAUUAGAUCAUUCUUAAUCUAUAAGACAUAGAAAUAAAAUGCUUUUAUUUACUUUAAAAAUUUUAGAAGUUAUUAAAUCUAUUAUUUUUGAUGAAAUUAAGGCUAGAUUUUCUUAAUUAAGUAAAUUAGGAAUUUUACCUCAUUCUUUUAUUAAAACUUUAAAUUUAAUUUAUUAAAAAUAUGAAGGAGACAUUACUAUAUGGCCUGCACCUAAAUUAACGGAUUAUUUUAAUAUUUUUAAAAAUCCAACUUGUCAUGAAUUUGUCGAAAAAUAUACAAAAGCAGGUGCUUAGAGGUGUUAUUAAAAAUUAUCACAUAUAUAGUUUUUGACAAAAUUCGAAAGAAUAGUAAAUGAAUGUUAUUAAAACUUGAAAAAUUAAGAAGUAUAUAUGAAAAAAAUUAAUGAAAUUCAAAGAAAUAUCUCUUUUGAUAUACCAAUUAGAUAAACAUGA